Molecule: messenger RNA, 1069 nt
Organism: Manihot esculenta (cassava)
Lineage: Eukaryota; Viridiplantae; Streptophyta; Magnoliopsida; Malpighiales; Euphorbiaceae
Product: DNA-directed RNA polymerases IV and V subunit 5B
Exons: 5
Coding region: 89-799 (236 amino acids)
Biological process (GO): DNA-templated transcription
Molecular function (GO): DNA-directed RNA polymerase activity; DNA binding
Source: RefSeq, a predicted model, not a curated record
AUUUUCAUUUCUCAAACCAUAAAGCCCAUAGUUCAAAGUUCAAACAGAAAAACCAGAGAGGGUGACAGUAGUCUUGGGAGUUGGGAAGAUGGAAGGAAAUGGAGCUGGGGAAGAGAAUGUGGAUGGAGCUGAGGGAGCUGGGAGCUCAGAGAUGGGGUCGUUAGGGAGGUGCUUGAGCAGCUUCGUGGAUGAAGGUAGUCUUGAGAGUCACAGAUACUACCUCUCACGCAGAACUGUGCUUGAGAUGUUGAGAGACAGAGGCUAUUCUGUUCCCAGCGCAGAAAUUGACCAGUCUCUGCAAGAAUUCCGAGCCAUUCAUGGUCAGAACCCAGAUAUAGAUCGCCUCAAAUUUUCUGCUGCUCACAAUUUGUAUCCCUCUAGAAAGAUACUGGUUAUUUUCUGUGGCCCUGGUGUGGUUAAAGUUAGUUCAAUCCGUCAUGUUGCUGCUCAGAUUGUUAAUAGAGAAAGUUUAGCUGGUCUUAUAUUAAUCUUGCAAAACCAAAUAACAAACCAAGCUCUGAAAUCUGUGGAUCUUUUUUCCUUUAAGGUUGAGAUAUUCCAGAUAACUGACUUACUUGUUAAUAUCACAAAGCAUGUAUUAAAACCAAAGCAUGAGGUUCUGACUGAUCAGGAAAAGCAAAAGCUCUUAGAAAAGUACAGUAUCGAAGAAAAGCAGCUCCCUCGACUAUUGAAGGGAGAUGCAAUUGUGAGGUAUUAUGGACUUGAGAAGGGACAGGUAGUGAAAGUUACCUACUGCGAAGACAUCACUGAGUCGCAUGUUACUUACCGAUGUGUCUGACAGAGACACAUAUGGAGUAGGCAGACAACUGAGUUGAAAUGCAAAUGGGUGUAUGCAAAUUAGGCAUAAUUCACUUGGGAUGAUAGUCUAUUUCUCAACUAGGAAAUGCUUUUAGGUUUGGCUUUUACUUUUAUUUGGGUAAACUACUAUGUAGUCCCUGUAUUUUAGCAAAAACUAGACAUGAGUCCCUAUACACUGGAAAGGCAGCUAGUUAGUACUUGUAAUUUUGUAAAACAACAACUCAGUCUUUACUAUAAAAAUACAGUCACA